This is a messenger RNA of Paramecium primaurelia, 497 nucleotides long. NCBI's taxonomy places the organism in Eukaryota, Ciliophora, Oligohymenophorea, Peniculida, Parameciidae. The record is from the annotation of a GenBank genome assembly.
AUGAAAUUAUUAGAGAUAAUAUCAAUUUAUUAUCCUUAAAUCUAAGAUUAUAAAAUAAAAUUUAAUUUCUUAGGUAGAAUAUGUUCUGUAACAACUCUUGAUGGUGAAAUUAGAAAUCUUAAAUAAUGGAGAUAAUUUUAUUAAAAAUAUUAGUAAUCAGCUAAAGAAAAAUUGAAAAUAAAAAAUAUCAUUUAUUAUAUAUCAAGGUAAAUGUAAUAAUAGAUUUUAGAUUACAAUAUGUAUGUAUGUCCUUAUAAGAUAGAGAUACGAUAAUGAAUGCUCACACUCUAGGAAUCAAAUUAAAUUUAUAAUAGGAAAUUCAAAAUGAAACAACUACAAUAGAGUUAAAUGAAAUAGAAGAUCCUGUUGUUUUAAGAGGAUCUGACAUGGAUUUGUUAAGCUAACCAACAGGACCAAUAUUUUUAGGAGAAUGCAAAAUUGCAUUUUAUAAGAGAAAUAGGGGAUAGAAUAUGAAUAAGAAGUUUUAGUUGAUUUGA